Molecule: messenger RNA, 622 nt
Organism: Vitrella brassicaformis
Lineage: Eukaryota; Vitrellaceae
Source: the annotation of a GenBank genome assembly
UCAGCUACGCCGCAAAGCAUCUGACACAUACAGACAGACAGAAGUCCACAAUGAAAUCAUCAGGUGGUGAGUUUGUCAGUGUGACCUGUGAGGCGGAUGUUGAGGCGGAACUCAGUAAUGAUCGAAACGAGGAUAAUCGCGAUUGUUGUUGGGCUGAGUGGUGGGUCGGCAGCACAGCCGAGGACGGCGACGGGCAUACAAAAAGUCACGAAGAGUCUUCGGGCCUCACGCUCCUGCACCGCCUUAAGCGACUUCAACGCAGCCUCGCAGACGCGCCCAUGCUCCUCCUGCAUCAGACAUGACAGCCAUACAAGCGCAGCCACCUAGGUACAAAACUCGAAGAAGCGCACCUCUCUCUUGCCGAUAAAGGUGGUUCAUUUAGUGUCCUUGUCGUCCACUAUUGGAAAGGUCUCUUCAACCGCGUUCGGCGUGGCUGUCGCUUUUCUCCCACUUAAGCUUUCCUCGGAAGACCACAAGCAUUGGUUCGUCAAUGUCUCACACCGAGAUCCGCGAGCAUCCUUGGUUCAGGUCAUCAUUAUCGCCCUGGGUCUGUGCUGACGACACGUGCGGGGCCGUGUACCUGUUCAGAUCCACUUUUGGCCCGGCCCGAUGUUCCUGACAU